Messenger RNA from Amaranthus tricolor (Joseph's coat), 948 nucleotides. Its product is annotated as dormancy-associated protein homolog 3-like. The coding region runs from base 214 to 621 and encodes 135 amino acids. The transcript is spliced from 3 exons. NCBI's taxonomy places the organism in Eukaryota, Viridiplantae, Streptophyta, Magnoliopsida, Caryophyllales, Amaranthaceae. The record is from RefSeq and is a predicted model, not a curated record.
AACCCCACAUUCUCUCUCCUCUCAACCUUAUCUAUUACGUCAUCAUCUCACCUAUUUUCUCAAAUCAACGGCUCAGAUCAUUUCACUUCCUCGAUAAAUAAACCCCUCCCUCUUUUCAUUCCAUCUUCAACUGCAAGCUCACCAUUACACCAUCGCCGGCUAUUCUAACUUCUCGUUUAUCACUCUCAUCGGAAAAUAAUACUCCGGUUAAGUAUGGGGCUUCUUGAAAAGCUCUGGGAUGAAACUGUCGCCGGACCUCAGCCGGAUUCCGGCCUUGGACGUCUCCGUAAAUUCAGUACUUUCAAUUCUCGAUCUACUUCUAGUUCUACCCCUUCUAAGGAGAUGGAAGUAGGAAGAUCAUACGCCGGAGAGGGAAUGGUAUCGGGGGCGGAUAAUCAGGAAGAAGUGAAAGUGACGAGAAAAAUAAUGAUUGUUAAACCACCGGGGUAUAAUCAAGGUGCCGGAUCUGCGCCGGCAUCGCCUGCAGGAUCUACACCACCGCAAUCGCCGUUUUCCGGAAGCAGAUCAGGACCAUUCAAGUUUCGGAGGAGAUCGUCGUCUGAUGCGAAUGAGAAGGCAACGAACCAAGACAGAUUGGGAAGCUCUUCUCAAAAUGUUUGAUAUCUGAUCCUCUCGAGACUUAACUCAUACAAGGCGCGCUGCUUUUGUCUUAUCCCUUGCUAUUGUCUAAUAUGUCGUAUACAUCGCACUCAUAAUCUGCAACUCAACAGUUAGCGGCUUGCUUGUGCUAGUAUAUGUACAUAUUUGGUGUAUCGGGUUUUCUUCUGUGCACUCAUCUGUAAUAUAGAGCUUUUCUUGUGAAAUAGGCUUUCUGUUUGAUAACGAUGUUAAUGUAAUAGGUGAAUGUUCUUUGAUCAUCUUCGGUCUUUCAACUUCUUUCGUUUUGUAGGAUUUGUUUACUGGAAUGAAUAAUUAUCAGAGUUGUAA